Messenger RNA from Megalops cyprinoides (Indo-Pacific tarpon), 3329 nucleotides. RefSeq names its product globoside alpha-1,3-N-acetylgalactosaminyltransferase 1-like. The record is from RefSeq and is a predicted model, not a curated record. NCBI's taxonomy places the organism in Eukaryota, Metazoa, Chordata, Actinopteri, Elopiformes, Megalopidae. Gene Ontology annotation, biological process: carbohydrate metabolic process. Gene Ontology annotation, molecular function: hexosyltransferase activity. The coding region runs from base 607 to 1713 and encodes 368 amino acids. Gene Ontology annotation, cellular component: membrane; Golgi apparatus; vesicle. The transcript is spliced from 8 exons.
CUUGGUUCCAUUCCACUGGGGAUAGGGGUUGGUAUUCUGGCAUGGAUGCUUGUCUCACUGCUGUCAGGCACCCUGUGAUUCGUCAGGUGCCUAUGAGAUGCUGAGAUGACAUCAGCAGAGCACCAUCUACCCUCCAAUGAGCACCCACUCCACCGCAGUGCGCUGUGUGACUUCUGCUGUAAAAAAUGCCAGUGACUGUGUGCAACUGUAUCUGAGGAUUGCCUUAAUUUCACUUGGAUGAGUGGAGCAAGUUGCCACAGUGAGACAAGCCUAGCAUUCAUUUAGUAAUUCCACGUAUAUGGUUCACAGUACAAUUAGUUUCCGUGACGGGGGUGAAAAAGCAAACAGGACCGGUAGCCUACAGACACCCGCCUACCUGCCACACCUCCAGUCAGGCAGAACAAAGAGACCACUGGACAGGAGAUGUUAAAGGUGUGUUCAAAGGCAAAUACACCAAAGAUAUGGAGCCAUGGUUGUAUGCGGAUAUGCUUUGUAUUCUUAGGAAGAAGUAAUGUACAAGACUAGUCACCUCACACCAGACUGGCGUCAUACAUCAUAGGGUGGCCUACACAGACUUAAGUAUUAAACGUGAGACCUUGCGACAAAAUGUUCAAAGGAAGGCCGCUUAUGCGAUAUUUCUUACUUGUCGGUGGAACAUGUCUUCUUUUUGGGCUUUUUUAUUCAAUUUUCAGUCCCGUGUCAAUCAGCGUAAUAAAUAGCUGCUUUGAGUCUGCGAGUAUGCAUGCUGGCAGUCAACUGAAAUCAUCCCAAGAAGCAACAAGUGAACCUGACAAUUCAAAGAAGCUCACCUGGAGACCUGUGAAUCAGGACCUGGCCCUUCCACAGGGAUUACAUUAUGAACAGCCCCACCUCUUGAGGCCAAGGAGAGGUGAUGUGUUGACAGUCACACCAUGGCUGGCGCCCAUUGUCUGGGAAGGAACCUUUGACCCUGUUAUCAUUGACAACAUAUACAAGCCACUAAAUCUUACCAUUGCAACCACCGUGUUUGCAGUUGGAAAAUAUACCCGUUUUCUGCGUGAUUUCCUGGAGUCAGCUGAGAAGCACUACAUGGUGGACUUCAAAGUGCACUACUACAUCUUCACUGAUCAGCCCACAGAAGUGCCAUCGGUGAAUCUCGCUCCUGGGAGAGAAGUGAGUGUCAUCCAGGUGCCCAAGUUCAACCGCUGGCAGGAGAUUUCCUUGCGAAGGAUGGAGAUAAUCCAGACAGCCAUCGAGGAGCGGAUCCAUAAAGAGGCCGACUACAUCUACUGCCUAGACGUGGAUAUGAAAUUCCACAACCGCUGGGGGCCAGAGGUGCUGGGGUCAUUGGUUGGUGCAAUACACCCAUGGUUUUAUGAAUUUGAACGUGAACAUUUCACGUAUGAACGCCGCCCUUCCUCCAAGGCCUACAUCCCAAAGGACCAGGGAGAGUUUUACUACAUGGGUUGUGUUUUUGGGGGCCGUGUUGAGGAAGUGCACAAACUAACCAAAAAGUGCCGUGAGCACCUAGAGGUGGACAAAACCAGUGAGAUGGAGGCAGCCUGGCAAGAAGAGAGUCACCUCAACUGGUAUUUUCUGUACAACAAACCAACCAAGCUGUUGUCCCCAGAGUACCUGUGGGAUGAACUGAAGGGUAGAACCCCGCAAGAGAUUAGGCUCAUCCGUUUUGCAGCUGUCAUCAAGAACAAAGCUGAAGUGCGUGAAAAUGUGUAGUUUGGUCUGAAUGAGGGAUGUUAAACAUUACAAGGAAGUUUUACUGUUCAUUUAAAACUGUUUAAGCAUUUACAAUGCACAGCAAGACUACUUACAAACACAAUCAAGUGCAAGUUGGAACAAUUGUUCACUUUACUAUAUCUUAUCUAAUUUUUAAUAUCUUACCCAUUCCUGCCUCUCCCAACAAAACCUCAAAUAUUGAGAUGUCAGAUAUGUACUUAAGUUUCAAUUAAAGACUGCACCUGUGUAACAGCAAAUAGUGGCAUUGUAAUGUGGUGAAGCAGAUAUUUUGCUGUACCCUAAAUACCAAAGGUAAUUUUACAGAGUGACAUUUUGGUUCCAAUGGUAACAAAAUAUUGAAUGAAUGUAGCCAAUAGUCAGAUAGCAAAAGUGGCUGAACUCUUUUCAUCUUCUAAAACCCUUACCUUUGGUACCUAAGGCAAAAAAUUGCAUGAGCUGAUAAAUCUUAAACGAGUGAAAGAACAGGGGCAUGUUUUGAGCAUUCUAAAACUGAGUGCUGUAAAUAAAUUGUGUGAAAUGAGUUUAGGGGCAUAAACAUUGACACUGAAAAUGAGUGCAAAAUAAUGCAUUGAUUGCAUUUAAAUGAAAUGAUUGACAUCCCAAGUCAAAGUUGCACGGUUACCCAACUAAAAUACUAAAGGUUUGGAAAUUCUGCAGAAUUUCACCUGUAGAUUUCAAAUGAAUGUCUCGGAUAACCUCAAGCCAAUCUGCAUCUUUAUUUCUUGGUAAUUAUUACAAACAACAUUUUUUCCAGAUUAUUGUGGAGACAUGAGUAGAGUACUAGCCUGCUGAAAUGAUCUUAUUUAUAAUUUUAAAUGGUUCAUUACAAGUGCCUUAAAUGCCUUAUUACAAGUCCAUCAAAUACUAUAAAAGAUAGUCUUCAUUAAUAUUAUAUGGGUAAAUGUGGAACGUAAAAUUAUUUUUUUGUUGGCAAGACUGUGUCUUGGUCCUUGUCUUGGCACAACACUGUGUAUGCUGGUUUUCAUUUAAUUGGAACCUGGUUAAUUUGGGCUUCUUGGUCUAUUUGAAUACCAGUUUUAAUACAAUAUAAGUAUUCACUCUUAGGUUUUUACUUCAGGUGUAGGUGUUGAAAGUGGAAUGUGCAGCAUCUUCUGGAUCUCAUAGCUAUGCACUGUAUUUGUUAAAAGAAGGGUUUCACUUGGGUGUAAAAAGUGAGCAUACACCUAUAUGGUUCAACAUUCAUAGGAAUUACACCACUGGUUGCAAUGUUAGAUGAAGGUUUUCGAAACCCACGGAUUAUCACCUUCUGGCUUGCUUUCAUUAUCAAAGCUCACAUCUGUUUCUGGUAUCUCCUCUGCAUUUUUGUUGCUUUAUACUUACAAAAUGGCAUUGUCCAUCCAGCAUGUUUGUCAUUUUAGACAAUGUAUAAAUGUAUAAGGGAAGUUCACAGACUUUCCUUAAGACCAUCCAAUUUGUUAAAGCAAUGUGAUUGAGGGACAUUUAAUGUACAGUUUAUAUGAAAGUGUUAAUUCAUAAUUGCCAUGUUGCACUUUGGUAUUUUGAAAAGGGAUUUUUGUGAAAUUGUCUUAUCACUGUCAAUGUUGCAAACCAAUGAGACAUAUACAUACAACUGU